AUGCCGAUCCGGAACAGCCCAUUCUUCAACAUGGAGAGCUCGGCCGUGCUUUCACUCUUGCGGCACACAGGCACGUCCAUGGAUUCUAAACAUUCAAAAAAAUCUUCUGGAAGCUUUGGUGGAGGUGUCCUCAAAAUGUUCAAGCUAAUACCAAUGCUAUCUUCUGGUUGCAAGAUGGUGAGCUUGUUGAGCCGAGGACAUCGAAAACCCUUACUCAAAGACUUCGCAACCACGGGAACAAUCUUCGGGUUUCGCAAUGGAAGAGUCUUUCUUGCAAUACAAGAAGACCCUCAUUGCCUGCCAACGUUCAUCAUCGAGCUCCCGAUGCUGACCUCGGCGCUGCAGAAGGAGAUGGCCUCAGAGACAGUGAGGAUUGCGCUGGAGAGCGAGACAAAGACGUCGAGGAAGAAGGUGUUGGAGGAAUUCGUGUGGGGGAUUUACUGUAACGGAAGGAAAAUCGGGUACUCGAUAAGGAGAAAGAACAUGAGUGAGGAGGAGAUGUAUGUGAUUGAUGCGUUGCGAGGUGUUUCAAUGGGAGCUGGAGUUUUACCAUGCAAGAACCAAUAUUAUCAAGAGACAGAGGGAGAAAUGACUUACAUGAGAGCUCGAUUCGAUAGGGUUAUUGGCUCUAAGGACUCUGAAGCAUUGUAUAUGAUCAACCCUGAAGGUAGUGGUCAGGGUACAGAACUUAGUAUCUACUUUCUCAGGUCUCAUUAG
Messenger RNA from Microthlaspi erraticum, 717 nucleotides. NCBI's taxonomy places the organism in Eukaryota, Viridiplantae, Streptophyta, Magnoliopsida, Brassicales, Brassicaceae. The record is from the annotation of a GenBank genome assembly.